Molecule: messenger RNA, 1239 nt
Organism: Symbiodinium necroappetens
Lineage: Eukaryota; Dinophyceae; Suessiales; Symbiodiniaceae
Source: the annotation of a GenBank genome assembly
AUGUGCUGUGGCAUUGCCAAGAAAAGUUUGGCCCGUCGCUCCAAUCGCUCUCAGCGCCGUGUCGGCGGGUUGAAAGGCGUUCCGGGCUCCGAAGCUGCCCGCCAGGACUUCGUGGUGCGACUUUCGGGUGCCUUGAGAGAGCUCUCGGAGUCAGGGAAGGAGGGCGAGCCGACAGUGCGGAAACACGCACAAGGGCUGCACGAAUCCUGCCGACGAUUUCAGCUGCUGGCCCGCAGUGUUCCUGAGGAGGUCAGCAGGUGGAAGGACGGUGAUUUCGCCUCGGCUGUGGAGGAUUUGCAAGAGCAGGACUCACGGUUGAUGGAAGAACUGCAGCGAGUUGCCGGCGAGGCAGAGGAGCUGCGAAAGAAAUCCGAGGAAGCCGUCUGGGAAGUCUCUGGAAGGCUCAUUGGCUCAGAGGAUGAUUUGGAAAGAGACGACCCAAGGCCGGAAGAGGAAGCAUCCACGGUUCCCUCUGCAGCUUCCGUUCGCCCGAAGCUGCAGGAUCUUGCCCAGCACAGGUCGCGCCGUUUCGCAGAAGAAUUGGAGUUUGUCCAAUGCUUGGCAAAUCCCAGUUACGUGAUGUGGCUGGCCUCUCAGGGCUUUCUUGGCGAUACCGGCUUCGCCCACUUCCUCGACUACCUGUGCUACUGGAGACGGCCGCAGUAUGUGCGCUACAUCACCUACCCGGCGUCCCUGGCGAUGUUGGAUCUUCUGCGGGAUCCAGCAGUUCGAGGACGGCUCCAGCGAACAGACGCCGAGAGCUUCCUGAGCAGCAAUCUGCUGCAUGCCUGGGGGAAAGUCAAGGAGGUUCGGCUGGGCCCAGAAGCUGACCUUGCCGGCACCGAGGCUGUCGAGGAUCCCAUCAUCGACGAGGCGGCGCCGAAGAGUCCCACAGGCGACUCUUCCAUCACGGCUGGUAUCUUCUCGAACGCAGGUGCCACAGGGCCGGACAAGGGCCAGGCAAAGGCCUGGUUGAAGAGGCGCUUGCAGAAGCAGGCAGAGGGGACUCGAGCCAGGACUCUCAGCGAAGAAGCUGAAUCCGUUGCUCGCCCACUGCUUUUGCCGGUGUGUGGUGGAUCAGCCGAGAAGUUGGAGCAGGUCGUGAAAAAGCGCAAGCAGACAUGGCAGGACCCAUCGGAUGGAGCCAAAGGUGAUCUGGCCGAGGUCAGUCGACGACCUCCGCUUGAUCCGGUGCCAUCAAAGGCACCGCUCCUGAGAAGCAAGCCUCGCGCAGCCUGA